ACAUUUUGGACCCGAACCGGAUCUUGGCGGGACAAUCAUGGCCCACUGGGACAACUCACGCUUCUAUUCUUUAGCAACCAGGGUAGGGGACCUUUCCAUUUCCUUCUCUCUUAGCUGAGCUCUACUCAGCAUUCUUCCUUUUGCAAUAUCCCGGUGAAUCUGUUUCUCAAUAUGUCGAAAGCCGGCGCAUUCGAUCUCGCCUCCGGUCUCGGCGGAAAGAUAGAUAAAAGUGAAGUUCUCUCAGCCGUCGAAAAAUAUGAGAAGUAUCAUGUCUUUUAUGGAGGUGCUGAGGAAGAGAGAAAAGCCAACUACACUGACAUGGUUAAUAAAUACUAUGAUCUUGUGACUAGCUUUUAUGAGUUUGGUUGGGGGGAGUCUUUCCAUUUUGCACACAGAUUUACAGGGGAGUCUCUUCGGGAAAGCAUCAAGCGACAUGAGCACUUUCUUGCUUUACAGCUUGGCCUGAAAGCUGGACAUAAGGUACUGGAUGUAGGAUGUGGAAUUGGUGGACCACUGAGAGAAAUUGCUCGAUUCAGCUUGACGUCAGUUACAGGGCUCAACAACAAUGAAUAUCAGAUAGCAAGAGGAAAGCAACUGAACCGCAUUGCAGGAGUGGACAAGACCUGUGAUUUUGUGAAGGCCGACUUCAUGAAAAUGCCAUUUCCUGACUGUAGUUUUGAUGCAGUAUAUGCAAUUGAAGCUACUUGCCAUGCGCCAGAUGCAUAUGGAUGCUACAGUGAGAUUUACAGAGUAUUGAAGCCCGGACAAUUUUUUGCUGCUUAUGAAUGGUGCAUGACUGAUUCUUUUGAUCCCAAUAACCAAGAACAUCAGAAAAUUAAGGCAGAAAUUGAGAUUGGAGAUGGCCUUCCAGACAUUAGAUUAACUGGGCAAUGCAUUGAAGCUCUCAAAAAGGCUGGUUUCGAGGUCAUAUGGUCAAAAGAUCUUGCAGCAAGCUCACCUGUCCCAUGGUACUUGCCCUUGGAUAAAAAUCACUUCUCUCUGAGUAGCUUCCGACUAACAGCCAUUGGCAGAUUUUUCACAAGAAACAUGGUCAAGACCCUAGAAUUUGUGGGACUUGCUCCAAAAGGAAGUCAAAGGGUUCAAGAUUUUCUGGAGAAGGCUGCAGAGGGAUUAGUUGAAGGCGGAAGGAGGGAGAUUUUCACCCCAAUGUUUUUCUUCUUGGCUCAGAAACCACAUUCAGAGAGUCAGUAAGCUGUAAUGCAAACUAAUUAGCCUGCUACUUUACUUUUAAAUCUUCCUAGGCAUCCUUGCAGGGUAGAUCUGUGUCUAAUUUCCAUGAUAAUGAUAGGCAGCUUCUAUGUUAUGCAUUACCCAUUCCAGAAUAGGUUCGUUGUACCUCGUGUUAUCUGCUUGAAAAUUUUUGUCAGAUUUCUGUUCAAAUGUGGUUUCUUAACUAAUCUAAAAUACUAAAAUUUUGCUUCGCUGUAGUCAGCAUUGUUGUCUGUAUGUUCUUCCCAAUCCCGUGAUGUUUAAUACAUUUAUACUCUUAUCUUCUGAGGGCUAUUAUGCUA
Molecule: messenger RNA, 1532 nt
Organism: Hevea brasiliensis (rubber tree)
Lineage: Eukaryota; Viridiplantae; Streptophyta; Magnoliopsida; Malpighiales; Euphorbiaceae
Product: cycloartenol-C-24-methyltransferase
Exons: 14
Coding region: 172-1212 (346 amino acids)
Biological process (GO): sterol biosynthetic process
Cellular component (GO): endoplasmic reticulum
Molecular function (GO): sterol 24-C-methyltransferase activity
Source: RefSeq, a predicted model, not a curated record